This is a messenger RNA of Sinocyclocheilus rhinocerous, 797 nucleotides long. RefSeq names its product B-cell CLL/lymphoma 7 protein family member B-A. Bases 107 to 715 code for a protein of 202 amino acids. The transcript has 6 exons. The record is from RefSeq and is a predicted model, not a curated record. Lineage: Eukaryota; Metazoa; Chordata; Actinopteri; Cypriniformes; Cyprinidae.
CAAGAAGCUCUGGAAAGUGGAGUCGUGAGUUCUCGCGAUGCGAGAUUAGCGAAGCCAGACUGCGAUACCGACACGAUUCCAGUACGAGUACUGAUAAAAUUCAGAAAUGUCGGGUCGCUCGGUCCGCGCGGAGACCCGAAGCCGCGCUAAAGAUGACAUUAAGAAAGUGAUGGCGGCUAUCGAGAGAGUACGGAGAUGGGAGAAGAAAUGGGUCACAGUUGGAGAUACAUCAUUAAGAAUAUUUAAAUGGGUUCCUGUAGUGGACACAAAGGAGAAGGACAAGAGCAAAGUGUCUGUGGGUGGAGAGAUCCAACGGAAAAAUUUUCCCACAGAGGAGUCAUCUGAUAACUCUUCUGUACUGUUAGAUUUUCAAGAUGAGAACAGCAACCUAAGUUCUCUGUCAGACUCCUACCUGCAUAAAGCAGCUGCAGACAGCAGCAAUAACUCCAGUCCACAGCUCAGUGAGCCGGUCAGCCCUGCACCUCAGAGUCUAGACUACCGUACAGAUGACCCACAGCCGCCCACCCUCGGCCAAGAAAUCAUGGAAGAGCCACUGCUGCAGUCAAGUGAGAUUGCAGAUGAGCCGCCAACACUGAUCAAAGAAGAUCUUUUACCCCUCACUGCUCAGGAGGAUGAGGACAGUUGUGGAGCCCCACCACUGAAAAGAAUCUGUACCGAGCAGGUCUCGGUCAUCCAGGCAGCCCCUCUUAGCUAACACACACACACACACACACACACACUGUACACUGGGCAUUGAUAAUCAGUCAGACUGAUCACUGACCUUCCUAGAACUGCUG